UGUUAAUUUGCCAAUUUUAUAAUAGACUGUUUACUUUCAGUUUGCCGUUCCCUGCUGUUGAGUUUCAUACAUGAACUAAGAGCUUCUCCUAAAGAUACAUCUCCUCUCUGUGUUCAACAUGUCCCUAGGGCGAACAGACGUGAAAAUACCGGCAAGCUCGCCCACUGGGGAGCCAGUCAGAUACAAAGAAGGCUGGUUACAUAAAGAAGGUGGUGGAGCACGUACCAAGUGGCAGUCAAGAUGGUUCAAGCUUCAAGACAAGACUCUCUCCUAUUACCAGAAGAAGGAAGAUCACAGUGCUAGUGGUUGUAUCAAUUUGGACGAGGUCAAGGACAUCAGUGUUGUCGGGGAUCAUUCUGGAAGACAUCAUUGUUUUAGUAUGGUCACAACGAAAUCUGGUAGCAAGAAAGUGUACUAUCUCUCAGCCGAAUCUGACGUGAUGGUAACGGAGUGGUCCACUGCACUCCAGACAAACAUGAGUACAUACGAGCCUCCCACCAAGUUUAUCAAGUACUGCACGGUGGAGGUGUUUCUCUCGCAAGGCAUUCGCAUAAUGGGGGACGUCCACUACAACAUCCUGACGCAGAUAUCACAUCGAAUGGCUGCAGACAAGAAGAAGCGAGACAAUUUUGGAUGGUACUGCGAUCGUCAGAUAACAUUAGCAGCUGUCUUGAAUCUGUUUGCCGAAUACAGUUGGAUACCUGAGAGAAUUUACCGCAGUACAGCUAUAUCAGGAACUGAUGCUAACUUAAUCCUGCCUGUGGUUCGAGUCAUCUUCUCCAAGUCCCCCCCGGCCGCGCCAGUUGAAGACGCUCCUCGUAGUAAGAAAAACUUGAAAGCGCUGUUUGGGAAGUUUUCCCCUCAUGGAUCUCCUAAUCUCAAUGCUCGACCGGAAUCGUCGGGAAAAUUGGAGGGAUCUGGUCGAUUUGGAGACACUGUGUCUAUUAGCACACAGAAAGUUGCGUCCCAUCCAACCAUAACACCAGGGACUGAGAUGAUCGAAGGUGCCGACGACGAACUGAUCGCUUUGAUGGAGGAAUUCAAUAUUCCACUUUCCCUUCUCCAAUUACCAGCCGAGUGACACUGCAGGACGUAGUGUAUUCACGACUGUGUGUUAUCAAUAUGACUGUGUGUAUACAUGAUACUGCAUAAUUAUAAUAUAAUAGCUGUUUUGUUUAUCAAGAUUUUACUUUCUGUUUUUAUACUCAAGUGAACAACUAAUGUGUUUACCAUG
Molecule: messenger RNA, 1234 nt
Organism: Halichondria panicea
Lineage: Eukaryota; Metazoa; Porifera; Demospongiae; Suberitida; Halichondriidae
Exons: 1
Coding region: 119-1081 (320 amino acids)
Source: RefSeq, a predicted model, not a curated record